AUGCCUUAUCUACUAGGUGGGGCCUCUCUUAAUAUUAUCGACUCUUCCUGUCCACCUGUUUUUCAGACACCUAUCAAGCGUAUAAAUCAAACAGAGGAUGUCCAAAGAUUUCUCGCCAGUGAAGCUUACCGAGACAUUGGCCUAUUUAUUCUUCAACUCAACCGCGCCAUUUGCCCGCGACAACUAGCUGGUUCCUCUCUCUCUGUAUUUCCCCUUGGAUCGAAGGCAACAUCAACGGGCUCCAUUCAGUCGUUACAGACACUUCUAUCCUGCAUCCGCACUCUCAUUGGUAAAGCGCCUCCAGAUCCUGGGUCCCACAGAUUUGGAAAUGUGAGCUUUCGCACAUGGUUUCGACUCCUCACUGCUGAGUUGGAUAACUUGCUGGACAACGGGCUGCUUGCAGGAACUCUCCGGGUAGGCAACGGGCAUGCUAAAGACGAGGUAGCAAGCUAUUUGCUCGGAUCCUUCGGCAGCCCGCAGCGCCUCGAUUACGGUACAGGGCAUGAGCUCAAUUUUAUUGCUUUCCUUGGGUGUCUAUGGAAGUUGGGGCAUUUCAAGGAUGGUAUACAAGGCGGGCACAUUGAAAGGGAAAUCGUGCUCCUGGUUAUUGAACCGUAUAUCGAUAUCGUGAGGCAACUCAUUACGACAUAUACCCUUGAGCCAGCUGGCUCCCAUGGCGUAUGGGGCUUAGAUGACCAUUCGUUCAUUCCGUAUAUAUUCGGGUCUGGACAACUUACUCGUCCAAUCAUUAGCGAAGAUGACCCUAUGCCCACUGAUGGCUCUGUCAGAGGCGCACCGAAACCAAGCGAUAUCACCAACCCCAGCGUUGUCGAGGAUAUGAGACAGCGUAACAUGUAUUUUUCGGCCGUUGCAUUUAUCAACGAUGUUAAAAAAGGCCCAUUUUGGGAGCAUAGCCCGAUGCUCUUCGAUAUUUCUGGCAUAAAAGACGGAUGGGGCAAAAUUAACAAAGGGAUGAUCAAAAUGUUUAACGCAGAAGUUCUAUCAAAGUUUCCUGUCAUCCAGCAUUUUCCUUUCGGUACGCUAUUCGCUUGGGAUGAGAAUAGACCAACAUUAGAUUCAAGGCAACAUAGGGCGUCUACCAAAUCGCAAAAUCACGUCGCUUAA
This is a messenger RNA of Trichoderma gamsii, 1125 nucleotides long. RefSeq names its product serine/threonine-protein phosphatase 2A activator 1. Gene Ontology annotation, molecular function: protein tyrosine phosphatase activator activity; peptidyl-prolyl cis-trans isomerase activity. The transcript is spliced from 3 exons. Gene Ontology annotation, cellular component: protein phosphatase type 2A complex; cytoplasm; nucleus. The record is from RefSeq and is a predicted model, not a curated record. Bases 1 to 1125 code for a protein of 374 amino acids. NCBI's taxonomy places the organism in Eukaryota, Fungi, Ascomycota, Sordariomycetes, Hypocreales, Hypocreaceae. Gene Ontology annotation, biological process: mitotic spindle organization.